Molecule: messenger RNA, 2122 nt
Organism: Hymenoscyphus albidus
Lineage: Eukaryota; Fungi; Ascomycota; Leotiomycetes; Helotiales; Helotiaceae
Source: the annotation of a GenBank genome assembly
AAAAAGAGACCCCUACUGCUACUACUGCUGCCGCUAGUGCUACCACGACUAUGGUGAUGAAACAUAUCUGAGUUUGGCUUUCCUUCUAUCGUGACUCUCCGUUGCUUCUGUUUCCCUUCCCCUCCCUCCACAAUCGUCACUUUCCUUCACAUUCCACUGCAGCGCCGACGUGAGACAGGACGAACUCAACCGCAUACUCGGCCUGCCCUAUGGAAGGUACAGGUGCAGGUGCUCAACCAUAAACAUCGCCCUCCCCCACACGACCCUCUCCCGUCGAACCCACACCCACAGUCCAAGUCAACAUGUCGACCAUUUCUCUGGAAAAGCCAGACAGCGCGCUCUUCCAAUUCCCACCUCGACACGAUCCUCUAGCGCUCCCACCACCUAUCGCAGGUUCGACCCUUUCUGCGCCUCCAUUCAAUAUCUCCGCCGAGCUAUACAACUCCCUUCUUGAUGUGCGAGUUCCAAUCACCAUCGCGGCCGUCUAUGCUGUCUCUGUGAGCUCUCUAAACGCAUACAACCGAUCGAGGGGCAAUGAGCCAUGGGCAAUCAGCAAGACCAGAGCUUUCUUCUGCUUCGUGGUUUUGCACAACAUAUUCUUGGCUGUGUACUCGGGAUGGACCUUCAUUGGAAUGUGGAAUGCGCUUCAAAAUUCUCUCGCGGGAUGGUCAGGUCCAGAUGGAUUAUCCGCAACAGUCGACAGCCUAUGCAAGAUCCACGGUCCUCGCGGGUUGGGAAAUGCUGUUGUUUAUGAACCGGCUUCUUCGAGUUGGAUUUCGCAGUCUCCAGAUUCCGUCUUCCUUACCAGUGCGGGGUUACCAGAUGCGACUGAUUACGGAAGAUUGUGGAACCAGGGACUUGCUUUUUACGGGUGGUUCUUUUACCUCAGUAAAUUCUAUGAGGUUCUUGAUACCGUGAUCAUUCUGGCGAAAGGAAAGAGGAGUUCUACUCUGCAAACGUAUCAUCAUGCUGGUGCGAUGAUGUGUAUGUGGGCUGGAAUUCGCUACAUGUCCCCUCCAAUCUGGAUGUUUGUGUUUGUGAACUCGGGAAUUCAUGCUCUGAUGGUAAGCCAAAUCAAACAAGAAACUAGGAAAAUAUAUUAACAAAAAUAGUACACAUACUACACCGUAACAGCAUUCUCUGUUCCCAUCCCACAAGCACUCAAACGAAGCCUUACAACCAUGCAAAUCGUACAAUUUCUCGUCGGCGCAACCUACGCAGCCAUCCACUCCUUCGUGUACUACACCAUCCCAGUCAAAGUCCCAGUCGUCAAAGCAGCAGCAGAGAAAAUCACCUCGGUCGCCUCAGCAGCCAUUUCCUCCGAGAGUGCCACAGCAAGCGUUGCGGCAAGCACCACCGCACUCGUCGACCUUGUGAAAAAAUACCUCUUCUACGCAGUUGGCGAACAAGGACUAGCAGAGAACAUCAAUGCCCCGGUCACAACUCCAUCACCAAAAGUGGCACCUAUUACUGGAAAUGAUGGAAUCAAAUACAAUGUUGAGUAUCAAAGUGUUCCUUGUAUUGCGACGAGUGGUCAAACUUUUGCUAUUUGGUUUAAUGUUCUUUACCUUACGCCUCUCACUGUACUCUUCGUCCGAUUCUUUGUUAAGAGCUACUUGAGACGAUCGCAGAAGAGGAAGGUUGUCGCGAAUGGGAAGCCUGUUGGUAAUGAGAAGGCAGUUGCGAAUGGAAAUACGUAUGCGAAGGUUGUGGAGAAUGGAAGUCCGGCUAAGGCUAAUGGUAAGCAUUAAUUGUCUUGUCAGAAAUUCCUCAUUUGGGAGGUUUAUUCCUGGGGUUCUGGGAAUUAUGACUCUCGGGAAUAGUGGUGGGGAUGAGUGAAUUUAUUGGAAUGGGAUGAAUGUGUUGUAGGAAUAGAGUGGAGUACUACGAAGGAAGAGAUGUCUUUUCCUUGUGGAACUCUUGUUUUUUUAGCGUGGCAUGGUUUGGGGCGUGAAGGGGGUAAUAUAGACAUGGAAGAUGAUAGAUGAAUGGAUUGCUCGGUUAAAUGGAAAUGGACAAUUCAAAAAUCAAAUGGGUUGGGGUGGUAAAAGUAAGUUAUCUUUGGUAGGUAGCUAGGUGCCUAGAUACUCCAGCGAAGAGAAUUGGAAAUAUAGAUACCGCC